CCUUCUCUGCCUUGGGCUCAAUUGAAGCUAUGGCACACCGGAUUCUAAUCACAGGCGGCUCAGGAUACCUCGGGGGAACUCUUCUCGCUCGUUGGAAAGAAGCGAAUUUUCUAUCGUAUGAGAAGCUCUUUGCCCUCGUCCGAACAGAAGAGCAAGGGAAAGCUGUCAAGCAGUAUGGUGCCGAGGCUCUACAUAUCAACUUGGAAGACCCAGAAAGCAUUAAGAAAGCUGUUCUCGACCAUAAGAUCAACAUCGUCUUCUAUCUCGUCGAUCCCCGGAAUUGGGAGCAUCAAGUUUCCUUCAUCGAAGCUUUGUCAGAGCUGAAGAAGCAAACAGGCCAGGAGGUGCACUUCCUGCACACCAGUGGCGCAAAGAUAUUUUCUGAACACGCCGGUGCACCAACGGAUGCGCCACUCCUAGAUACAGAUCCAAAGCUGUACGAUAUUCAGAAGAGUCAGAAGGCGCCGUUCCCUUUACUGCAGAGGGCGGUUGAAACCAACAACCUCGUCAUCGAGGACGCGGAAGCUAAAGGCGUUCGAAGCUACAUCUUUGCGCCGUGCAUCGUCUACGGCAAAGGCGAGGGCUUCGGCAAUCCGAUAUCAAUACAGACUGUUGCCAUCGUACAAGCAGCCAUAAAGGUCCGACAAGUCUACAAGGUUGACGUUGGACGGCCGACAUGGCCCGUGUGCCAUGUCAUCGACAAUACAACUCUGUACAUAGAAUUGCUGCGCGCUAUUCUAUCCGGAAAAGAGCCUGGCUACGGCAAGAACGGGUACUAUCUCGCCUCACCCGGCAGCGUGGCCUGGGAUGACAUCUACUCGUCCAUGGCUAAGGCACUAGCGAAGGGCAAGUACAUCGACAAUGACGUGGUAAAGGAGGCCGAUGACAAAGAACUCCAGAAGAUGGGGGAUGCACUAAAAUGCCCAAAGGACUUUGUGCCAGUUCAAUUGGGCGGACUGUGUACGUUUACCGCAGUACAUGGCAAGCAGAUUGGCUGGAGGCCGCAGUUUGCGCCGGAGCAUAUCAUCGAGACCGCGGAUGCGGAGGUGGAGCUGAUUUUGCAGCAUUUGAAGGAGUGAUGAGGAAAACUUAGCUAGGAAUUAGCAGAAUAAAGGACUCACAUGAGACAUCUUAUGAAGUCUUGAAC
This is a messenger RNA of Mytilinidion resinicola, 1147 nucleotides long. Its product is annotated as NAD(P)-binding protein. Lineage: Eukaryota; Fungi; Ascomycota; Dothideomycetes; Mytilinidiales; Mytilinidiaceae. Bases 30 to 1079 code for a protein of 349 amino acids. The transcript is spliced from 5 exons. The record is from RefSeq and is a predicted model, not a curated record.